Stylophora pistillata is the source of this 960-nucleotide messenger RNA. RefSeq names its product adenosine receptor A2a-like. Lineage: Eukaryota; Metazoa; Cnidaria; Anthozoa; Scleractinia; Pocilloporidae. The record is from RefSeq and is a predicted model, not a curated record. Gene Ontology annotation, cellular component: membrane. Gene Ontology annotation, biological process: G protein-coupled receptor signaling pathway. Gene Ontology annotation, molecular function: G protein-coupled receptor activity.
AUGCAUAUUUUCCAAGAAAAAGGAUCCAUAUCAGUUUCGUUGUCUCCUGUUGCUACAGUUUCUGCUAUGGCCGACUGGGAAACAGCUUUCUAUGUCAUCCUCAACACUGGUCCAGCGAUUCUUGGCAGUUGUGCCAACCUCCUGAUAAUAAUUUCAUUCUUUGCGGUUAACACGUCAAGACAACCGACAGAGAUCCCUCUUGUAAGUCUGUCGCUGGCAGAUUUCCUGGUGUGUUCAGUUUACCAGCCUCUUUUGGUGCUCAGGUUCAUAAAUCUCAGCAUAAGUCCAAUUUACAUGUCAUCCUUUGGCUACGUUGUAAUGACCGCCUCAAUGACCGGUUUAUUGGUUGUGAAUUUCGAUCGUUUUUCAGCCAUUUAUUUUCCUUACAAGUAUAUGACUUGGAUGACUGAGAAAAGGACUAUUUGGCUCGUGACGGUUUCGUGGGUGAUAUCUCUCUCCAGUGGCUUGCUAAUUGUAAGCAAGUUUUCGGUUGCCUCACGUAUCACCCAUUCGUACAUUAGCCUUAUAAUCGUUUUGGUUCCUCUCAUGUAUGGUGUCAUCUAUAAAGAGGCAAGAAAGCAGGCGCGACGCAUCGUCAGUGAUUCCCUGCCUUCUUCGCAGAGUAACCUUCCAAAUCGACGUAAUACGAUCGACAAGGCCACCAUGAUGGUUGGGCUGGUGUUGGUGACAACCUUGGCGUGUUGGAUGCCAGUGACUCUGAUUCCACUGCUCCAAUCAACCUUUAACACUGAGGAAGAAUUUGAGAAGGCUUUUUGGUGGUGUCUCACGGUGGCUUGUGCCAACUCCUGCGUCAAUCCAUUUAUCUACGUUUACAUGCUCACGAAAUUUCGCCGCAGUGUCGGGAAAUUAAUUCACUUGACCCACGAACGUACCCUUGGCAGCACUUUUUAUUUAUCAGCUCUGUCCUAUUGCCUCUCGCACUCUCUUCUGUGUUUUUAA